AUGGAGAACUUCCCGACACUAGAACAGGCCGCGCGAGGGCGGCAAGGUGAUCCUAUGCGCCAUCCCCACGGCGGAGGACAUCACGGACCCAGCCCGCCGAGCAACCCGCAGCAGCAACAACCGCAGCAGCUGCAGCAGCCUCAGAUCCCCCCGGCUUCCGCUAUUCCGCUUCUUGAGCCCCAGGGCCCUCCUCAGCUGCCUCCCCAGCUCUUUACGACUGCGGCACAGCUACUAGACUUGACAGACAAGAAGUUGGUGUUGGUUCUGCGUGAUGGCCGCAAGUUAAUUGGAGUAUUGCGAAGCUGGGACCAAUUCGCCAACAUUGUACUGCAGGACACUAUUGAACGACUAUACGCCGAGAAUCUGUAUGCUGACAUCCCUCGUGGAGUGUUUCUGGUCAGAGGAGAGAACGUAUUGCUUCUUGGAGAGAUUGUACGUCAAUGUCCCUGCAAAGAUACCAGCCUCCAACCACUAAUUAUGUCUCCAAUGCAGGACCUCGAUAAAGAUGAUGACAUCCCAGAGCCUUACCGACAAGCACCUGCGUCCGAAGUCCUCAAGCUAAAGAAGCAGGCCGAGGAGCGGCGGAAACGCAAGGACAAGAGGCGAAGCACGCAUUUGCAAGCCCUCGGGUUUGAGCCUGAGCACAGCGGAGAGAUUCUCUUCUGA
Molecule: messenger RNA, 666 nt
Organism: Trichophyton benhamiae CBS 112371
Lineage: Eukaryota; Fungi; Ascomycota; Eurotiomycetes; Onygenales; Arthrodermataceae
Product: small nuclear ribonucleoprotein Lsm8, putative
Exons: 3
Coding region: 1-666 (221 amino acids)
Biological process (GO): deadenylation-dependent decapping of nuclear-transcribed mRNA
Cellular component (GO): Lsm1-7-Pat1 complex; P-body
Molecular function (GO): RNA cap binding
Source: RefSeq, a predicted model, not a curated record